AUGGCUGAAAAAGUGAAAUUUCAAGAACUGGAUCCACAUUCAGCAAAAUUGUUAUCGGGUCUAUGUCCAGAUAUUCCUAAGUUCGGCCGUUUUGGAGACGGCGGUUGUCUAAUAUCCACCAAUUACAAGGAUGAAGCCGACCAGUUCAAGACUUUGACGGUUCGGCCUGACGACGUCUGGAUUAUCACUUAUCCUCGUUCCGGUACAACAUGGACACAGGAAUUGGUUUGGCUGCUGAAGAACGACCUUGAUUACGACAAGGCAUCGAAAUCCGACUUGCAACUGAGAUAUAUUUCCACUGGAACUAGACAACUGGCGUUUCCAGAAUUGCUAAAAACAUUCGGAAGCCGGCCCAGUGUCAUAAAAACACUGGAAAAUGCACCUUCUCCCCGGUUUAUUAAAAAUCAUUUUCCUUUGUCCCUGUUACCUGGAAAUCUCCUGGAUACUGCUAGGGUUGUGUACGUGGCUCGUGAUCCUAGGGACGUAGCAGUUUCUUUUUAUCAUUUCUUCAAAUUGAUGGACCGUGAUGUUGGAGACUUUAAAUUGUUUUGGAAUCUUUUCAUUAAUGAUUUGAUUGCGUAUACUCCGUUCUUCGCGCAUUUAAAAGAAGCAUGGGCACUCCGUCAGCACCCACACAUGCUCUUCAUCUUUUAUGAGGACUUAUUAAAGGAUUUGCCCUCAGCUAUAAAACGCAUAGCUACAUUUCUCGAUAAUGAAGUAACGAAUGAGCAAAUCGCGAAGCUUUGCGUCCAUUUGCACAUAGACAACUUCAGGAAGAAUGAGUCUGUUAAUCUGACAUGGCUGACUAACCGCAUUGGCAACCCUAACGCCGAGAGCUUCAUACGGAAAGGCAAAUCGGGGGGCUGGCGAGAGCACUUCGACGAAGAGAUGACGGCGCAAGCGCAGCGGUGGAUGCGCGAGAACCUCUCCGACUGCGACCUGCGCUUCCCUGAUGCCGAUCUUUAGACAUACACUAUUAUACAAAUAAAUCACGCUUUCUUCGCCCAGAGGCUGAGACUAGCGGUGCAGAGGGGCAACACCGCUAGCGUUUUUGCGACCAUGAGGGAAGGGAGUGAUUUGGAGGAAGUCUUCUAUAUUUAG
Molecule: messenger RNA, 1101 nt
Organism: Cydia fagiglandana
Lineage: Eukaryota; Metazoa; Arthropoda; Insecta; Lepidoptera; Tortricidae
Product: sulfotransferase 1B1-like
Exons: 7
Biological process (GO): sulfation
Cellular component (GO): cytoplasm
Molecular function (GO): sulfotransferase activity
Source: RefSeq, a predicted model, not a curated record